GUUGCUAGCGUGGAGACAGGGGCUGACGUUCAAAGCGGCGUCUGCAGUCGGAUAGGAUGCUGAGUGCGUAUGUGAUUCUCCCCGACCAGUAGAGUUCACGAAGUGGUGGCAAACUAACCUCCAACAGGAUAAACAUGGCCGUGCCGAGUUUUGCCAAGACAGUGUGGUUGAUGACGGUGUUGCUGUCCAUCACUUCGGCCCGAGAGUCCUGCCCGGCUUCGGCACCGCUGCAGGACCGAGUCCGCAGGACACCCGUCGUCUUCCAUGGUCUCGCAGUACGAGCUGAUACUCCUCCUCAGGGUCUACAGUACUCUGCGCAGUUCUGGCUCAUCAAGGUCUACAAGGGAUCUCAGUCUCUCGCUCAGUUCUUCCAUCUCGACCCUCACCAGCAGGAUUCUCUCGAUAUACGAGACAGACGGGUGAAUGUGACAGGAUUCUUGAGGCCGGAGGGCAACGCGACAUCUGACUGCUGGCCAUCCUUGGCCGCCCAGAAGUAUUACAUAGUCUUGGCGGCGGUGGUCGGAAAACAUUUGGUCGCCAAAGAGGACACAUCUGGGGCUCUUAUAGACUGGUCUGCGACCACAGAGAAGGAUGUUUGGAACGGAGUUGGCUGGAGUGAGUGGACAGACUGGACUGCCUGCAGUGCCUCCUGUGGGGAGGGAUCUCAGCACAGACUUCGCCACUGUCUACAAGGUGGCUGUGAAGGCUGCAACAAGCAGUCCCGGAGAUGCAACAUGUUUUCAUGCCAAGGGGUCGUAUCGCCGCUGUUGAUGGACCAGAAGCGGUACCUGCACGGCCAGUGGGGCAGAUCCCCGGACCGCCAGACCGCCUGGAGACUGCGGCCCAGUGCCUACCUGUGGCUACCUGCUGCAGAGUUGCCAACCUCAGUACACCACUUGCGGAAACACUUCGCAGUUCUCAUCACCGUUAGGUUGAACCCGAAGGAACCUGCAGCAGGGACUCUGUUCAGCCUGAGAUCACGGCGUCAGCAGAACUCUUACCUCAGCGUGGAGUUGGCCGGUAAGGAGGUUGUGAAACUUGUGCACUCCGGACCCAACGGCACUCAGACCGUAAUGAUACCUGCGUCUUUGGCUGAUGGUCAUUGGCACCAGUUGGCUAUCGGGGUUCAACAGGAUAGCUCCGUCCGCAGUUACCUCGACUGUGAAUGGAUAUCCACAGACAUCCUGAGGCGAGGCUCUCUAGACAUCCCUGAGGACGCUGACGUCAUUAUUGGCUACUUGUUCUCGGGAGAUCUCGAGCAGCUGGUGUUAGUAGCAGACCCUGCAGCAGUCAGUCAGCAAUGUUCCCCCUCCCUGCAGUCCAUCUCAGACCCUUAUCCUGCGGGCGACCAACAACAACGUCGCAGGACGGAGCCGAAGGAUGUAUGGUACUCGAAAGAAGAUAAUGAGAUAUGGCAGGAUGAUGAUGAGGAUAUGAGUGAGGGGAGCGGUUCUGACUCAUCUCUCGAGAAGUACGAAUAUGCUUGGAGUGAGUGGUCCAAGUGCAGUGUGACCUGUGGCCUCGGCGUGCAGACCAGACACGUCAGCUGUUCCGACUCUGGCUCCUGGCUAAGCUUCUGCUUGGAGACCAACCAGGGCAAGUCAGAGUCUCGGCCUUGCAAUGCUAUUCCCUGCAGUUCCAGUGAUCAGCUGUCUAAUCUAACUGGAUCAGUUGAUAAAGACCUCUGUGAGUGUCUUAACGGCGGAACGUGUCACCUGAAGCGGAGGACGUGCCACUGUCCUGCAGGAUUCGGAGGACGACAUUGUGAGAUACGCGAGUGCCCAGGACCCUGUCUGCACGGAGGAAUCUGCCACAACAGCGGGCAUUGUUCCUGUCCUCCGGAAUACACCGGAGAGACCUGUCAAACACCUGUAUGCAGACCACCCUGCAUGAACGGAGGGCAGUGCGUCAAGCCAGGCGUCUGCUCGUGUCCAUCCAACUCAAAUCAUCCUCGGUGUGCAACAGCGAUAUGCCCCGGAGGCUGUGAACCAGGCGGUGCCUGCGUGUCUCCUGGUGUCUGUCGCUGUGUUCCUGGCUUCCAUGGGUCGCUGUGCCAGGAUUCACUGUGUCCUCAAGGCUGCUACAAUGGAGGACAGUGCGUGACAGCUAACCAAUGUAACUGCACCGCUGGUUGGACCGGGACUGACUGCACAAUACCUGUGUGUGAACCCCCGUGCCAGAGAGGAGGUCGCUGUGUUGGGCCACAGACUUGUUUGUGUCCCUCGGCCACCCAUGGUCCUUCGUGUCAGAACUACACGUGUACCAGAGGCUGCUACAACGGAGGGGUGUGCGUGGGCCCCGACCUCUGUGAAUGUCCUGUGAACGCCACGGGGCCCACUUGUUCCCAGCCACUCUGUGACCCUCCCUGCGAGAACGGGGCUGCCUGUGGCCCUGGCAACACCUGCCUCUGUGGCCCCCAUACCACUGGCACUCGCUGUCAGACUCGGAACUGCGACUACAGAUUCGUGCAAGAGCCAUACACGAGGGGUUUCCGGAAGUUGGUGAAGAAGCGCGUGGAGACGAAAUGUGGAGUAAAAACUUGUUUCAGAACACUGGCGGAAUACCAUACCGUGUACAAGACCUUCUACCGCACUGUAUAUAAGUGCGCGGGUGACUAAUGUAGUUCUCAAGACAGGGGACUCUGCCGCCGAAAUCUGUAAAAGCUAACAGGACGAUUUUUGUUGAUAAACAGCUCCCCAGAUGGAUCUUCCAUUGGAACAAUCUGUAAAUGCUGAUAACAAUCAGCAGGAAACACUUUCUGUGUGGAAAAUACUCAUUGUCUUUAUUACCUAUAGUACAAAAAGGUAUCGUUUCCACAGAUUUACACGAUUAUUCUUUAAGACAAUUGUGAGCAUAGUUGAACACUGUUUUUACCAUAUUUUAGUGAUUUUAUUAGAUUGCU
Molecule: messenger RNA, 2902 nt
Organism: Homalodisca vitripennis (glassy-winged sharpshooter)
Lineage: Eukaryota; Metazoa; Arthropoda; Insecta; Hemiptera; Cicadellidae
Exons: 15
Coding region: 135-2618 (827 amino acids)
Biological process (GO): anatomical structure development
Cellular component (GO): cell surface; extracellular region
Molecular function (GO): signaling receptor binding
Source: RefSeq, a predicted model, not a curated record